Molecule: messenger RNA, 1535 nt
Organism: Anopheles marshallii
Lineage: Eukaryota; Metazoa; Arthropoda; Insecta; Diptera; Culicidae
Product: dihydrolipoyl dehydrogenase, mitochondrial
Exons: 4
Coding region: 1-1521 (506 amino acids)
Cellular component (GO): mitochondrion; oxoglutarate dehydrogenase complex
Molecular function (GO): dihydrolipoyl dehydrogenase (NADH) activity; flavin adenine dinucleotide binding
Source: RefSeq, a predicted model, not a curated record
AUGCAGUCCAACAUUCGAUAUUUGGUGAAUGUUGCCGUCAAGGGUAACGCAAGCCUUCGAAAUCAUGGCGCAGUGCUGGGUGCGCUAUAUGGCCGAUACUACUCGACGACACACGAUGCCGACCUGGUGGUUAUCGGUUCCGGUCCGGGAGGAUAUGUUGCCUCCAUCAAAGCCGCACAGCUCGGUAUGAAGACCGUGUGCAUUGAAAAGAAUGACACACUCGGCGGAACCUGCUUGAAUGUGGGCUGCAUCCCCUCGAAAGCACUGCUGAACAAUUCGCACUACUACCACAUGGCCCAUUCGGGUGAUCUUGCCUCGCGCGGUAUUCUCGUGGAGAAUGUACGUCUCGACUUGAGCGUACUGAUGGGCCAGAAGUCGAAAGCGGUCAAAUCGCUUACCGGUGGUAUCGCGCAGCUCUUCAAGAAGAACAAAAUAACACACAUCAACGGAUUCGGUACGAUUACUGGCCCCAACACGGUGGUUGCAAAGAAGGCGGACGGUAGCGAAGAGACGGUCAACACGAAGAACAUUCUCAUCGCCACCGGCUCGGAGGUAACACCGUUCCCCGGCAUCGAAGUGGACGAGGAAACGAUCGUUUCCUCCACUGGUGCCCUCAAGCUGAACGAAGUACCGCGACGACUCGGUUUGAUCGGUGCCGGUGUUAUUGGACUCGAGCUCGGUUCGGUUUGGGGCCGUCUUGGGGCGGAGGUGACUGCCAUCGAAUUUCUUAACACGAUCGGCGGUGUGGGCAUCGACCAGGAGGUGUCGAAGAACUUCCAGAAGAUUCUCACCAAGCAGGGAAUGAAGUUCAUGCUCGGCACGAAGGUGAUCAGUGCGUCGAAGGGAGGCAGCGGUGUUACUGUGACGGUCGAGAACGUGAAGGAUGGUUCGCAGCAGAAUCUGGAGUUUGAUGUGCUGCUGGUGUGCGUUGGUCGCCGACCGUACACGGAGGGACUCGGCCUGGAGAAUGUAGGUAUCGUGAAGGACGACCGGGGACGGGUACCGGUGAACAGUCAGUUCCAGACGAUUGUUCCAAGCGUUUACGCGAUCGGUGAUUGUAUCCAUGGCCCGAUGUUGGCGCACAAGGCCGAAGAUGAGGGUAUCGUGUGCGUGGAGGGUAUGCUCGGUGGGCACGUACACAUCGACUACAACUGUGUGCCGAGCGUGGUGUACACGCACCCUGAGGUGGCCUGGGUGGGCAAGAACGAGGAAGAACUGAAGGCGGAGGGUGUCGCGUUCAACGUCGGCAAGUUCCCGUUCGCGGCCAACUCUCGUGCCAAGACGAACAACGACACGGACGGUUUCGUGAAGGUGCUGGCAGAUAAGCAAACGGAUCGUGUGCUCGGAGUGCAUAUCAUUGGACCGGCCGCUGGUGAGCUGAUUAACGAAUCUGUCCUCGCCAUGGAGUACGGUGCGUCAGCUGAGGAUGUUGCACGCGUCUGCCAUGCUCACCCGACCUGUGCAGAAGCCCUAAGGGAAGCGCAUACGGCCGCCAGCUUCGGCAAGCCGAUUAACUUUUAAUUUGUAAAAAGAUA